Molecule: messenger RNA, 585 nt
Organism: Diaporthe citri
Lineage: Eukaryota; Fungi; Ascomycota; Sordariomycetes; Diaporthales; Diaporthaceae
Exons: 1
Coding region: 1-585 (194 amino acids)
Source: RefSeq, a predicted model, not a curated record
AUGCUCUUCAUCGGCACCAUCACCCGAAUGAUCGAGGGCGACAGAUACAAGCACCACCACGCGCCCGCGGCCUAUCCUGCCGUCGUUGGCGUUCCUAUGCCACUGCAACACGCCCCCUGCAGCUGCCGCGGCGACCGCUUCUGCUCAGCAUGCUCCCCUCAGAGCCACCACGUCGGCGGCGUGGUCCCGAUGGUCGCCGCCGCCGCGCCCGUCCUGUCCCACCAUGACGCGAGGCGGGAGUGGAGAUACGAGCGGCGCGCCAUGAGGGACUCCCGCCGUGCCGCGAGGCACGGCUAUGGGUACGGGUACCCCGUUGCGGUGCCCGUCGCGAGCGCCUAUGGCGCCGGCCACAGCGGCUACGCCCGUGACUACUAUGAGGCUGGCCCAUCGUCCUCGCGGGCUCUGCCGGAGCGGAGACAGGACGAGUACUGGGAGGAUCAGGGCCUUGCAGCACCGGCUGGUUUCAGAGCAAGCCACGUUGAUAGGGAGCAGCGCGAGGCAUCGCCGCCAAAGUACGAGACUGGCAGCUGGGAGCCGCGAAGGACGUCUGUGGAGGUGUCGACGGAGGGCAAGAGGACCUACUAG